GUCUUUGCUGCCAAUAACAGAUGGCAUAUCGGCAACUUCGUAUACAACACGUAACUAUGUGAACAUCGGGUGCUUUAAAACUUCGUUAAAAUUUACUUUUUGGAAAAGAAUUUAGUUUGUCGGUAAUUUCUGUGAUAAAGAGAAGUAGGAAAAUCUAUCCGAAACUACGAACAACAUGGAUGCUGAUCUUGAUUAUGACAAAGGUAAUCAGUACAUUGAUAACAUGAUGCUGGAAGCUGCGAAGGGUUAUUCCAUCUGCGCUGUCUGUUAUGAGACACUUAUACCCCCCAUUUAUCAAUGCUGUAACGGGCACGUAAUGUGCUCCAACUGUGCCAAAAGAAUCAAUAAAUGUGUGGAAUGCAGAGUGCCCAUGUCACAAUCGGCAAAAAUACGGAACAUUGCACUGGAGAAAAUUCUCAACAAUUUGCGUGUUGACUGCACCAACAAGAAUGAGGGAUGUGCGGUUCAAUUGAGUAUUGAGUCGUUGAGAGAUCAUUUACAAGAUUGCCCUUUCACGCCGUUCAACUUUUGUUCAAAUCUGUUGGGAAAGAAGGACUGUACAAUCAAAGUAAAUGACUUUACGACCGUCUCCCAUUUGGAUGUAUGUCAUUCAGUGACGAAAGUGCACAGCGAUACGUUCCGUUUGUGUCUGAAUGUUUCCAAAGUUUGGGUCGGUAGUCAAAACGAUAUCUUCUUUGAACCAGUUUUGGUAACAUCAAUUGAAGUACCGCUGUUGAUCCGGUCGGUAGUGUCUACCGAUGAAUUCUUCACGUUCGCCGGCUUCGCGCUGAAAAGCAAUGAAGAGGAUCUGCAGAACAUCCGAUUGAAAUUACGAAUUGGGUCGAAGUCAAACAAAGUCCAUUGCGAGUGGCAAGGAUUGGUGCAGUCAUACAGAAAAUUUCAAGAAAAGAACAUUACGAACAGUUUUCGCAUUUCUGUGGAUUCCAUACGAGAAAUUUUGCGUAUGGAUCCUCAAGAAAAUGAUGCGAUAAUUGUCCACGUUUUUGUGUGGGAAACAUCUGUCUUAUCGCAGGAAGAUACCAGCAUUGAAGAGGAGGUGCACAUUUUUGAACAGAGUCAACGUCCAAGAAAUAUUCCGAACUCGCAGCCAGGUCCAGCAUCUGGACUAAGUCCGUUGCCGUUAACCCAGCGGUCGAACGGAAACCAGUUACAAAACCAAGAUUCUGAGGAAUAUCUCAACUUAUACUACUCGCCUUUCGAAAGUGGCAAUUAACUCGUUCAGUAAUUUUGAUUCACAAAAUGUUGAAUUCCGUUGAAAUUUGUCGAGAUGACGAAAAUACAAACUUACGA
Messenger RNA from Bradysia coprophila, 1311 nucleotides. RefSeq lists its product as uncharacterized. NCBI's taxonomy places the organism in Eukaryota, Metazoa, Arthropoda, Insecta, Diptera, Sciaridae. The record is from RefSeq and is a predicted model, not a curated record. Gene Ontology annotation, cellular component: cytoplasm. Gene Ontology annotation, molecular function: ubiquitin protein ligase activity.